Molecule: messenger RNA, 6318 nt
Organism: Stomoxys calcitrans (stable fly)
Lineage: Eukaryota; Metazoa; Arthropoda; Insecta; Diptera; Muscidae
Exons: 9
Coding region: 89-5731 (1880 amino acids)
Source: RefSeq, a predicted model, not a curated record
CAGAAAUUUCAUGAAAAUUUGCAAAUAAUUUGCGAUAAUGUAAUUAUAAGUCCUAAAUCGAAAAUUUAUUCUUGCGAAAACUUCAACAAUGGACGUAGUUCUCACGUAUAAGAUAAAAAAUGAGAAGAAAUUCUUUGAUUGUGCUUUUAAGUUAGGCAUUGAUGAAAUGUCAGCGCAUAAAUUUCUAUAUAUAACGCAUCAAAGUGAUCUGGAUAUAUUUCCCAAGAUGGGAGACGAACGUCUCAACAUUCUGCUUUACCUAUGGGAAAUAUGCGAAGAUUACAAGGUAAAGUUAAACGAAGACGAAUGGGAGCUGCCCGAAGAGUUGGAGACAAUGCUUAAGAUAAUUGUGCCAUGGAGUUUGGAUAUAUGGCUUAGUAAAGAAUGGGAUCGCUGUAAAAUCCUUUUAAGACACGCCCUUGUACAUUGUCUAAAUAGAGCGAGGAGUUUAUUGAUGCGACUGCCGGAUAUGAUGCAAAUCAAUUGGGACUUUUUGUUAUUGUAUAAUCAAACGCCGUGGCAAGUAAUUUAUUUAAAGUCCUUAAAUGUCACUAAGGAAAAGACAUUGGAAACUGGUGCUUUAACUAUUGAAACAGAAGAGCAUGCAUCUACAAAUGAAGACAUUGCCUAUUUGAAACUGGAACAACUGCCUUUGAUUGUUCUGCGCUUAGUGAAACUCUUCGAUCAAUCAUCUAUCGAUAUGGUGAAAACAUUGUGCAUGAGAGUUAUAGCAGCUUGGAAUAAAGUCUACUAUACUGAAUUGAACCAAACAGGUGGUUCAAGAUUGCCAUAUGUGCCACCCGAGGAUAAACGUUGCCUAUUGCUAAUAUGUCAUAUAUAUUUAAUGGCCGUUUAUGAGGCGGAUGAUGUCAAAGGAUAUGUAAUCGAUAACAUGAUGCACAAUAUACGUUUUUAUAACCAGGGAUUUCAAACGUCAUACGCCAUGGAUAAUAUGCAAUACACUCCUGCCCGAUUAAUUGCCCUAACAUGUUUGCAUUUGCGUUUACAAAAGCGAGAAUUUUUCGAUUUCUUUAUUUGGAAUUCGUUUGACACUUCCCUCGUCAAUCUUUUCGGAGUGGUGUCUCAAGCUUACAAAAGCUAUCUGUUGGGUAAUCUAUUAUUGGAAUUGAACAAUAUGAAUGACGAUGACUUUGCUGCAAAUGUUGCAUUGUACAAACGUCUAAUGAACGCCUACAUAAAUGAACGUGAAAAAAGUGAGUUGUUUAUGUUGAAUGAACUGCAAAAGCUGGAAGCUCAACACUAUGCUCACAACAUCAUACAAUGCGUUGCAAAUAUGACCGAUUAUAAAAGUAAGAUAUGUAAAGGAAAUCGCAUGAGCAAUAUUGGAAAUUAUGAAAACACAGAUGAUAUUUCCAAUGAAAAUGUCAAUAGGCAACAGAAAUUGGGACUAUGGGAAAUUGAUGCUGAUGAGGACGAAAACAAAGAUGAUCUUCGCCAAGAUCCCAUAUUUCAAACCAUACCUAACAAUGCGGAGAUAUUGUACAAUGUCUACGAAGUUUUGUCCAAGAAGAGUUAUAAUGGUUGGCAUUUUGCCAAAAUUGUGCUUCUCUUUAAAAUUAUAAGUCAUGAGCUUAAUAUGAUCGAAACUUGGCGCUAUCAUCCCGGACUUACGACAAAUUUUAUGUUGAAUUUAGAAACGAAGCUUUCCCAUCACUAUACAGAUCUCGCUAAAAUUUUUGCAGAACACCCUUUUAUCGAGCAAGAGUUUUCGCUCACGGCCUUUUAUCUUAAUCCCACGAAUUAUAAUUACGAACAAAUAAAAAGGCUGGGUAUACGAAACAACCGAAGGCGAACUGACGAACAGGGUCGGUGGGUGACGGGAAAGGAUAAAAUCGAUGCCAAAUAUGGUCUGCUGAGUUCGACAAUCGAUGUUAAAGAGAUCACCAAUUUGUCGAAUCCCGACGAACAGAGGGAAGAUUAUGAACCCUUGUUCGAAGCACUAAGUUCCUUGCACUUGCCCACCUCUAUGGUUAAAGAUAUCAUAACGGUAGUGUUUUUGGCCCGCAACAAAAGCUUCUCAUGGGCAGUGGAUUGGGGUGAUUUGAGGAGACGUUGCAAAAUGUUAAUGAGCAAUCCCAGCGAAAAGGAGCGUUUCGUCGAACUGUCUAUGGACGAGGCGAACAAUCGUUUAAAGUUUCUAAAGAUAGACUACGAAAAAUAUAAGAAUAGGCCACAGCUGGACUAUGGCACCAUCGAACAAGGGUAUGAAAGUCUCAUAAACGCAGCUGACUCGGAUGACGACGAUAUGGAGGAAAGUGAGGAAGAGGAUGAUUUUGAAGAUGACGAAGACGUCUAUGAGACCAGAAAGGAAAGAGGUGUGAAAAAGCCUGAUGUGGUCGAAGAUGAAAAUUCGCAAGAAGAUGAUCCUUAUUUGACAGGUAAGCGACGUACAAGGGCUCGAGCUGCAGCGGCCAUGGCAAGCAUAUUAUUCAACUCGGAAAUGGGCACUCGCCGAAAACGUAGGAAGAAAGACGAGGAUGAAGCACCUAAGGAAGAAGACGCAGAAAAAUCGGACGAUUUUAAAUCUACUGCUGAUCCAACCGAACCUCCCCCCAGCAUAGCGGACGAUGCUAGUUCGAAAAAUUCAGAUAUUGCCAAAAAGAACAUCAAGGAAUGUCUCAAAGAACGUCCUGUACUUGUCAACCCUACCUACGGUUUCCAACCGCUUAUUGAUAUUUGGAAUGUUGAAAAAAGCGAUUUGGCUGCAAUUGACAACGACUGUGUCUACUUGCUGGAGAGCUCAAGUGUUUUGCAACGCUUUUCUAAACUAAAAACCAUAGCUAAAGAAAUCAAUCCUACGGCUAUUUGUGAGGAGGAAGUGAUUCAGGAAAUGGAAAAUUUAAUCGCACAGUCUCCGACAAGGCCAGUUAAAGUUGACAUCUCUGAAAAUAUUCGCCAAGCCAUAAAACUAGAAGAAAUAGAAGAAUCCAAGUUAACAGUGCCUGCUCAAAUAAUCGCUAAAAGAAUUGACGAAGUGAACGAAAACGCGCCUGAGCAAAUAAUGGAAUCUCCGGAUACACAGGAUACUCAACAGACUUCGCAUCAGAGUACCAACAAUGCUAAUGAGGAGAACAGAGAAGAAAUAAGCCUACCAACAGCAUUUGCAGAAAGCUGUGACACUUCUACCAUAGCUGAUGUAGAAAAUGCAGUUGCAGAGAAAACACCAAUGAAUAUGGAAAUUGACAUCGAGGAAAAAACUCCGAUGUCAGAUGACGAAACCUUACCAUGCCUAGGAAAUGGUAGGAAAGAAGUCGCAAAAGACUAUGAAGUAAAAGUUCAAACAAUCUUGGAAAAUAAUCCAAAUGAACUCAAAAAUUCAUCAGAAAUCGAGAUAGAAGACUAUAAAGAAUUGUCGUCAUGCGAUACUGAGCCAAACCUAUUUGAGGCAAUGGAAAAUGCAACAGUCGAUAAAAUUGAGGAAAAUAUUAAAUUCAAAUCUCAUGAAAAAGUUAAUGAAAAUAACGAAAAGUUAAUCGCAGACCUGGAAAUAGCUAUCGUAAGCGAUGAACGAAAAUUGGACACGAAUGUAGUACAGCCAUCUGAAUUAAAUACGACCACAAUUGAAACUGAAGGAAUUCAUAUAUCAACAGAGGAAGAUUCUAUGGAGAAAUUGCUUGUAAACCAAUCCGAUACUGAUUCUGCCACAGACGAAAGAACUGUAAUCGAAGAAAACAACCCAGCUAAAGAAGUUGAAAUGCUUAAAUCUCCUGUAUUGGAUGAAAACAAUGGAACAGAAUCAUUAGAAUCUGAUCAUAUAUCAAAUCAGUUGUCCCCAGCGAACAACGAGUUCGAACAGAUUAUAACAUCUAUUGACAAAGACAUAUCAAAAUCCGAACAAGAAUUAUCAUUAGGUGGAUAUGAAAUUUUGGAUCUGCUGGAUAAAACUAUAGAAGAAAUUGAGCAAAGUAAUAAACUCAAUUCCCAACCAAACGACGAACUCAUACAAAACCGAAAUCAAGAGCUAAACAGUAAAGAGCCUCAAGAAAAACCCGCUAAGGAUGAAGAGGGCAAUACUAAGUCCCUACCCUCCAUAGAGCAUCAUACAAACAGUAUUGAAGAAGAUAUUAUUGAAGACUUGGAAGCCAAACAAUCCACAGACACUGGAAAAGAGAAAAUCCUGGAUACCAACCUCAGCAUUAAUAAAAAAGAAACCAUUGAAAAGUCAGUACUACAGCAGGUAGCUGUACGUGGUAAAGAUAAAAUACUGGAAAAUCCAUGCCUUGGAGAAGCAGAAAGCAAUGAGGAUCAAAAUUCCGAUUUACACUCAGAAACAAAGCCCAUAUUGAAAUCCCCAGAGAACCCCAAAUCUCAAGAAGAUAUUUUGACAACUGCCGAAGACGAACAAAAAGAAAAUGAACCCCAAUUACAGAACAAGAAUACAUCUAACGAUGAUGCGGUUGCAAUAAGCUCAGCAAUAAUUCAGAACGAUAACAAUGAGACGAAUUGCGAACAAUCUCAAAAGGAUGCAACAUACAUCGAUGACCAAGUCCUGUUGCCCCACGAUAUAACAGAAUCCGAAAUCGACGACCUCAUUGUUUAUGAACCUCAAAAAGAAUCUGAAGCGAAUAUAUCCGAGCUCUCAGAUAUAGCACAACUAAUAGACUUUACCGAUUGGGAGGAAAUGAAUCAAAUGGAGAGUGCAAUUGAAAAUAUCAACGAAGCGAUAGUUGAUAACAAAACUGCCAAAAAUUCAAACAAGGCCGAUUUUCCCAAAGGGGAAGACAUGUCCGCCAACGAAGCUAAAGUUGACGAUUCAGUGGAAUUAAUGAAAGUUGAAGACGAUGGACUUAUUACUGAAGGCUGUGAAAAUAAAGAAGAAUGUAAAAUUGCCAUUGAAAUUCUUGAUGGUGCCGCAAAAGCAGCAGCAGCAACACAGGGUCUUAAAAUGGAUGUAGACGAGCCCGAUAUCUCUAAAGAUAUGCCAUUGUUGAGUUCCUUUGGCGACAAUUCAGACGACACGGAACCAAAGCCAAUUAUAGUCGAAGACGAUGUUGACUUAAGUGCACAGGGAAAUGAUAUGCCUUUGCUGGAUGCCGAAGAAAUCCUUUCUGGCAAUGAGAAUACUAUUGCCCCACAGGUUAAGCGCUUCCGCGUACUCAUACCAAAGCUCAGGCCUUGUGAUUUGGUAAAUUUGCGUCAGCCUAAAGUCCGAUUGAAGAGACUGCAAAACAUUGAAAUUUACCUCAAAGCGAUGCAGAAGACUUUAAACAAAAAAGUAUUUCUCGAUUUUGAUGAAAGUUCGGAGAAUAGCUUACAAUCGAGCUCGUCCGAUACAUAUCGCCCUCCAAAAGGCAGUAGAACAAAGCCUCCCCUGCAAAAGCGUCAUACUUUACGAAACACUGGCAUUAUUCGUACAUCUGAUUCCGAUUGCGAUUCCACGAAAUCACAACUCAGUACCAGAAAUCGUCGCUCAUGUACACCGAAUGCCUCCUCCAGCCAAUCCAACAAUUCUGCAGGGUCUACAUCACGUCCUCCCAAAGUAAAAAAUUUGGUAGUAACACCCCGCAGUGCCAGCGGCUUGAAGUUACGCAUCUCCCAUGCUAUGAAAAAAUCCAAGAUUUCGCAUGCAAAACCCAGCAGUCCAUCAGUCGAUGAAAUUAUCCAACUGUCAUCUUCGUCUAAUGACACCAAUACAAUGGAUUCCAUAGCUGAGGUUAUUGAAAUCCCCGAUGUCGGUGACCCUCUGUUUGAGGAAGAGAUUAUUAUAUAGCGCAGAAGGUAAAUUUCCUUCUUAUUCCCUUCCUUCCCAUAUUUUCUGGUCUCUGGCUGACUGGUCAGCGGGACAGCGAUGUAGCUGCAUUGUCAUGCCGGUUGGUUUGUAUCGGCAAACUAUUUGCCAUUCAUUAACUUGUCGUUUAAGAUAAUUAACGAACCCUGUAUUCUAUAGGUAAUAUUCAGUAUUUUUAGUUUUCUAUUUUAAGAUUCAAUAUUGGUCAAACUCCUUUUGUAUCACAAAUAUUCAAUUGAGUGUUGAAACUACAUAUGUUGCUAAGUCUUGUGUUGAUAUGGAAACGGCAACUGUCAAUUAGAGAUUUCAGCAUAUUCACUACAGAAUAGUCGUCACCUAGUUGUAAGCGAACUCUCAUAAACUUGUUUCCUUCUCACACCCAUACUAAAUGUAAAUAUGUAAUAUUCUCAACGAACUAUCCUCUUUCGUCACUAGGGGGUAAAAACUGUAUAUCUAUGUGUGUUUGCAUUCGAUUUGCUUUUGUUUAUUUAUACGUCCUUUAUGUUGUAGGCUAUAGUUAUAUUUACUUCAUAAGUAUAAAAGAGAAAUAAAAUGUUUUUAAGUCGAGA